This is a messenger RNA of Rhopilema esculentum, 1505 nucleotides long. Its product is annotated as pyruvate dehydrogenase E1 component subunit beta, mitochondrial. Gene Ontology annotation, biological process: pyruvate decarboxylation to acetyl-CoA. Gene Ontology annotation, molecular function: pyruvate dehydrogenase (acetyl-transferring) activity. NCBI's taxonomy places the organism in Eukaryota, Metazoa, Cnidaria, Scyphozoa, Rhizostomeae, Rhizostomatidae. Gene Ontology annotation, cellular component: pyruvate dehydrogenase complex. The record is from RefSeq and is a predicted model, not a curated record.
UACUUGCGCAUGCGUAGAAUGUACUAUGAUAACGGAAGAUGGCAGCCAUGAAUGCAAGGAGAUGUCUGAAAGGCCUGCUGCUGCAAGUCAGUCGCAAGAAGAUAUUUGAUGCAAAGCUUCCCACAAGAUUCUUCUCAAUCACACCAAAUGCAGCAAGAAAGGUAACAGUUAGAGAUGCCUUGAACAUGGCCUUGGAUGAAGAGCUGUCAAGAGAUGAGAAUGUUUUUCUUAUAGGAGAAGAGGUUGCUCUUUAUGAUGGGGCAUAUAAGGUCAGCAAAGGUCUUUUCAACAAGUAUGGAGAAAAGCGAAUCAUUGAUACACCUAUCAGUGAGAUGGGCUUUGCAGGCAUUGCAACUGGGGCUGCAAUGGCGGGUUUAAGGCCAAUUUGCGAAUUCAUGACAUUCAAUUUUGCCAUGCAAGCGAUCGAUCAGAUCAUUAACUCUGCUGGUAAAAGUCAUUAUAUGUCAGCAGGAGAGGUUAAAGUUCCAAUAGUGUUCAGAGGACCAAACGGUGCCGCAGCUGGUGUUGCUGCGCAGCACUCCCAGUGCUACGCCGCAUGGUAUGGCCACAUUCCCGGAUUAAAGGUCGUGUCCCCGUACAGCGCUGAAGAUGCCAAAGGACUGCUCAAAUCAGCAAUUAGAGAUGACGAUCCGGUUAUUGUGUUGGAAAACGAAUUAAUGUAUGGUGUGGCAUUCGACAUGUCGGAAGAAGCACUUAGCUCAGAAUUUCUUGUUCCCAUCGGAAAAGCGAAAGUGGAACGGCAGGGUCGUCACGUGACUAUUGUCGCCCACUCAAAAGCCGUGCAAACGGCGCUCGAUGCUGCGUCAGAAUUAGAAAAAGAAGACAUAGAAUGCGAGGUAGUAAAUCUUCGGACAAUCCGGCCAUUGGACGUCGAUACAAUUAUAAACUCAGUUAAAAAGACGAAUCGCUUAAUUACGGUUGAAGGGGGAUACCCUCAGUUCGGUGUUGGGGCAGAAAUUUGUGCGCAAGUCAUGGAAACUGAAGCUUUCGACUACCUCGAUGCGCCUGUGUUGCGAGUAACUGGUGCCGAUGUGCCAAUGCCGUAUGCAGCAGUGCUGGAACAGAACUCUUUGCCUCAAGUACACAAUAUCGUAAGAACUGUGAAGAAAUGUCUCAAUAUUGAGUAAUAUUUUCAUUGAAUCGUGUAAGUUAUUCCUAAUUCCUUUUUUAAUUGUAAGAUUGCGAAUCCUCUUUCCUCUGAAUUAAAUCAGUGCCAAAAAAUUGAUGUCGGAAACUUUUCGUAUUGAUUGCUUAUUUUUUCUGUUUUAAAAUUGAUGUUUUGGCUUUUAUUCAUCUGUGUCUAUUGUGUUCCAUCAAUUCUUACGAAGAAAUAUGUUGCUCUGCUUUUUUAUCUAGAACAUCGUGAAUAUUUUCUAUCAAUAUUGUACGAAAUGAUUAUCUUUUUAAAGCAGUUAAGUUAUAUUUUCCAACGUUGAUCUUAUGUCAGAAUAUUUAUGGAAAUGAACAUCUCUAACCGAGGUUAA